This is a messenger RNA of Serpula lacrymans var. lacrymans S7.9, 579 nucleotides long. RefSeq lists its product as uncharacterized. Gene Ontology annotation, molecular function: protein tyrosine phosphatase activity. The record is from RefSeq and is a predicted model, not a curated record. The coding region runs from base 40 to 495 and encodes 151 amino acids. Gene Ontology annotation, biological process: protein dephosphorylation. The transcript has 4 exons. NCBI's taxonomy places the organism in Eukaryota, Fungi, Basidiomycota, Agaricomycetes, Boletales, Serpulaceae.
GCUGAAAGCUGUAGAUCUAUUCUUCUAUCAUUGAUCGCUAUGGUUGUCUCUGUCCUUAUCGUCUGCCUAGGCAACAUUUGCCGUUCACCCAUGGGCGAGGCUGUUCUCAAGGAGGUUGCAUCAAAGAGAGGAUUGGAUAUCACUGUGGACAGCGCUGGUACCGCUGGAUAUCAUGUUGGCGAAGACCCAGACGAGAGAACAAUCGCAACCUGUAGAAAGUUCAAAGUUCCCAUUAAUCAUUCUUCCCGUCAAGUCAACAAAGCGGAUUUCACUCGUUUUUCGUACAUUCUUGCUGCUGACGAGUCAAACCUCCGCAACCUGGAUAGCAUAAAGCCCCGUGAUGCAACAGCCGAUGUAAAGCUGUGGGGAUCAUACCUUGACAAUAAACCUAUAGCAGAUCCUUACUAUGAUAGUAUCGGUGGAUUCGAAGCGUGUUAUCAUCAAUGCGUAAACCUUUCCAACGCAUUCCUGGAUAAGAUUGCCGCUAAAGAAUGAUCAAGCACACUAUCGUUCAAGGAGCCUUAGAGCAUAAAUGAUAGUUUUUGUAUCGAAGUUGACCAGUCACCUCGUUUCAGCGAU